AUGACAAAUGGUCAUUCGGUUCCUCCUUCCGCCAUCUCCAACGGGGUGACAUUUCUUGCUCAUCCUUUACCGGCCACCAACGGUGCCUGUCCCUUGCCGGUCAAUGGCUCCACUGUCGCUAAUACCACUGCCGGAAAUGGCGGCAAUACGAAUUCCGCCAACCCCGAAGAAAUCUCCACCAUCUUUGUCGUAGGAUUUCCGGACGACAUGCAAGAACGUGAAUUUCAAAAUAUGUUUAUAUUUUCACCUGGUUUCGAGGCCGCUACGCUUAAGAUCCCCAGCAAAGAAACCGACGACGAUACUGCCAUGAACGGGAAUAACAGUAAUACUAGAAAACAAAUCAUUGGUUUUGCUAAAUUCCGUACACGGCUCGAAGCGAUGGAAGCCAAAGAUAUAUUAAGUGGACGUAAAGUGGAUGCCGAAAAAGGCUCGGUUCUCAAAGCGGAAAUGGCCAAAAAGAACCUUCACACAAAACGUGGAUUAUCGAAUGAUCUUCCCUCACAGCAACCGCCGUUACCAUCACAAUCAUCGCAUCAACCAUCUUCUCUUCAAUCGCAUUCACAGCCAUCCAUUUUACCUGUAGCCUCCAGUUCAUAUUCCAUCAUUUCUCAGCAACAGCAACAGCAACAACAUGCAUCAUCACAAUCCCAAUCGCUAUCGCAACCACCAUCGCAACAACAGCAACAAGUUUCACAACCAUCGUCAUCCACAUCACAGCAAUUACAAUCGCAACAGCAACCACCAUCAGUACCACAGCAACAACAACCACAGCAACAACCAGCACCGCAUCCCCAUUCAACAUCGCAGUCUCAUAUGCCAUCUAAACGCUACUCUAAUCCAAAUCAUGCAUCUGCUUAUGAAGCCUUUUAUUCCGUGCCAGCUCUUCCUAGCGACUUGUUGCCCUCGAAUGAUUUUGCUUACUCGAAUUUAUACAACGAUUUAUUUUCUCCUGGAAAUACGCCCACUGCAUCGGGGCUGAAUGACUCCAUUUUCGCAUCACGCGCCCCAUCGUUUGAUGUUCGCAGUGGAUCCAUGGGCGAUAUGUUUGGCACAAAACCGUUGCCGGCUGCCAUUGUUUCCUCCAGUUCCUCUUCGCGCAUGCCCACCGGAUUCAACACCGGUCAUCGUUUUUCUUCCAAGAGUAUUCUUGACAUGGACAGUGAAGCCCACUCGCUCGACUAUCUGUCCAAGUCGACGCCUUCCCAUUCUGACCAUGGUUUCACAAGUAUGGCAGGACUGUUCAGCCCUACCAGCAGCCUCAUCAGCAGCUACAAGGCCACCGCCAAUGGAUUCCCAUCUACCUUUUCGCCGCCUUCGUCUGGAACCGGUUUAAGUAGUGUUCUCGAAGAAACGUAUGCUUCCAGCACUUCGUCGCCUCCUUCGUCUUCGUCUCAACAGCGACUACCCAUGGCCUCGCCGCCUGAUGAUUUUGCGUUUGCCACGCGAUUUGGUGAACUCAGUAUCAAUACAAAUUCUCUGGGGGGCGGAUCGGGGAUCGGCAGUGGUUUGACUUCACCGGGCGUUACUUCGCCUACGGGUUACCGUAGUUUUGGACUCAUCAGCGGCAGCACGAAUCCGGCCGAUCAAAAUCCGCCGUGCAAUACGUUGUAUGUUGGCAAUUUGCCUCCCAAUACUGUCGAAGAUGAAUUGAUCACCUUGUUCCAAAAAUGCGUCGGUUACAAACGUUUAUCGUUCCGUCAAAAAUCCAAUGGCCCCAUGUGCUUUGUUGAGUUCGACGAUGUCGUCUAUGCCACGCAGGCUUUACAAGAACUUAAUGGCCAACAUCUCAGCAACUCACUAAAAGGCGGGAUCCGCUUGUCUUUUAGUAAAAACCCUUUGGGUAUUCGUCAGUCGACAACGAACGGUUCUACCAACAAUAUGAACAGUGGUAUUUCAGCUUCGAAUCACCUCGGCCACAAUUUUGGAUUCAAUAAUUCGUUAACGAUGGGAAAUUAUCCAUUUAUGAGUCAACGAGAAACGACGUUUGAUCCCGAACUUUCAUAA
Molecule: messenger RNA, 2004 nt
Organism: Radiomyces spectabilis
Lineage: Eukaryota; Fungi; Mucoromycota; Mucoromycetes; Mucorales; Radiomycetaceae
Exons: 3
Coding region: 1-2004 (667 amino acids)
Molecular function (GO): mRNA binding
Source: RefSeq, a predicted model, not a curated record